Messenger RNA from Culicoides brevitarsis, 2042 nucleotides. Its product is annotated as E3 ubiquitin-protein ligase RNF25-like. The record is from RefSeq and is a predicted model, not a curated record. Bases 144 to 1157 code for a protein of 337 amino acids. NCBI's taxonomy places the organism in Eukaryota, Metazoa, Arthropoda, Insecta, Diptera, Ceratopogonidae. The transcript has 3 exons. Gene Ontology annotation, molecular function: protein binding; ubiquitin protein ligase activity. Gene Ontology annotation, biological process: protein ubiquitination. Gene Ontology annotation, cellular component: nucleus.
AAGAAAAAGUUGAAGAAUUUUCUUCGUUUCUAUUUUCAGGAAUUUUCGCAGUAAGAAUUCUUCUAAAUCUUUUAAAUUGUUGAAACUUGUCUCUUACUUGCCAUUUACGAUAAGAAAGUUGUGCAGAAGAAGCAAUUGCUGCGAUGGAAGCAUUAAUCGACGAAGUAGAAUCGCUUGAAGCGAUUCUUAUGGAAGAUGUACAAAUUACUCGAAAUCCAGAUACAAAUUUUCCGGAAUUGAUAGAGACAACUGUUUUUCCGACAACUUGUGAAGACACGGAGCGCCAAUAUGUCUGUAUUACCCUUCAAAUUAUGCCAACCAAAGAGUAUCCGGAAACAAAACCGGAUUUUAAGCUUCGAAAUCCCCGAGGACUUGACGAUGCGUGCAUCAAUGCAAUUGAAAAAGCAAUUAUUGCGAAACUUGAUGAGUCCAUUGGAUUGCCCGUCGUGUUUGAUCUCAUCGACUUGAUUCGGGAAUGUUUGACGGAAAGCAAUGUUCCAACGGGACAGUGUGUCAUUUGUUUGUAUGGCUUUCAAGAAGGCGAUGAUUUCACAAAAACUUCCUGUUAUCACUAUUUGCACAGUCAUUGUUUGGCUAUUUGGUUGCAAAAUGCCAAACGAAAUUUCAACGAUGAACAAAGUAAGUUACCAAAUUGGCAACGUAGCGAAGCGAAACCCUUUCAAAGUUCAUGUCCUGUGUGUCGCGAGCCGAUUGACAUCGAUAUCGAACGUUUGAAGGAAGCCAAGACGCCGCAAGAGCUCGAAAAUGCGCCACAAUUCACGCUCACAGAGGAACUGAAACAAUUGCAAGCGGAAAUGACAAAACUUUUUUUGCAUCAGAAGCAAAAUGGAGGCAUCAUUGAUACGAGUGUCGAAGAUAAGACAUUGAUUGCAAUUGAUCCGGAAGGCGCUGCGAACGAACCAAAGAGGAAACCUGCGCCUCCGCCCCAGACUGACUCUGCCAAAAUUCGCUCAAAUCAACAACCAUCAAAUUCCGCACAAAAGAAGCAGCAACAACAACAAGACGACGAGAACGAAUCGGAAGAAGAUGAAGUUGAUGACAGGAGACGUCGUAUUGGAGGGCGCCGAGAUCGUUAUUACAAUCACAAGGGCAAACGCAACUACGGUCGACAUCGCAAUCAUGACAGCAAUCGGUGACAAUUAUCCUGCAAUCGCACACUUGUCGCAGCUUUGUGUCACUUUUUCGGCGCCGAGGAAGAAGUGAGCCCAUGUCAUUUGCUAUGGCUGAACAAUUUCAGCCAUCAACUCAUAUAACAUACGAACAUUGACCUCUUGGAAUAUCAUGCGUUGUUAAAAUUGUGAUAUUUUUGGUUAACUAUUAUUAUUUGCUUGAUUUGGAUUAUUCGAAUAAUUUUAGUUAGUGAACGAUUUGUUAACGAAUUUCCUAUUAGUUAGUUGUAAUUGACUUCAAAUAUACAUUUUUUUUUUGUAUAUUUUUACCCUUUUACAAAGAAAAAUAGACUUUAAUUAGUUAGUCAAUUACUAAAUAGUAUAAUUCUUAAAAAAUAAAUAAUUAUUGCAAAAGUGACUCUUCCACGAAUUUAAUUUAAAUUCGAUUACGCUUAUCUUAAAAUAUAAGACAGAACAAAAACUCGAAACGUGACAAGUUUUCGCGAACGUAACGUAAGAUACCUAAUAUAAUUUACGUUAAAAAAGUUGUUGACUAUAGAGAUAAAGUGACAUAUUUUUAGGAGACAUUCGAUUCUAAACAUCCAUUAAGGUAUGCGAUAUCGUGAGUUUUUACAAUGAAACACCCCGAAUAUGCAAAUUUCGUAUUAUUAUAAUUUCAUUAAAAAAUUCCUUAUUUAAUAAGUAUCAAUCAAUGAUUUUAUAAUUUAUUUAUAACAAAUGAUAUUCUCACACAAGUGGUUGAUAUUCUGAAACUGGGCAUAUAGAGCAAAAGUAAAACAUAUACUUAAUCAAUUUACAUUAAAAAUUAAUAUAAAACACAAGAAAAAUCAAAUAUUAAAAUUAAUCAUAAAUAACACAAUAAUACGUCAUACAAAAAAUGGUUACAUUUUU